AUGGUCCAACUUGGGCCAAUGAAGAACAAAUACCAAAAGAAGCAGAAAUUUGACUUCAAAAGCAUCCAGUCCAGUGCAGCAAAAUUACGAUCGCCACCCAUGGUACCAUCGGUUGGGGCUGUACAGUGGCAGCAUCCCAUCGGAUGCAGCAGAAGUGGAAAAGAGAAGGCUUUGCCAAAGGCACAAAACAUCCUGGUCCACACAAGCCAAAUCAGAGUCAACUGUCUUGAAUUCGAGACAACAUACACAAAUGAAGGGCUGUCGGUGCCAAAUAGAGGCCAUUCAACACCAUGGGUAUCAACGAAAUCAGCAACGAGAAAAUAUCGUCGAUUCAUUCAGUCGCACCUUAACCGGAAAAACUCGGGCACAGGACGAAUCUGCCCCCAUCAUCAGCCCAAUUAUCUCCUUGCUCGUUGA
This is a messenger RNA of Seminavis robusta, 417 nucleotides long. The record is from the annotation of a GenBank genome assembly. NCBI's taxonomy places the organism in Eukaryota, Bacillariophyta, Bacillariophyceae, Naviculales, Naviculaceae.